CACAUGCUUCUCCGACUCCAGCUUGGCACACUUAACGGGACGCCGUGCGUUUGUGAGCAACAACCGUCAGCAUCCAGCUUUUUUACUCGCGAGCUUGCAGGAACUUUGCCGUCAUGGCUGAAGAGCAAAGAAACGUUGUUAUCGCAAUGGACGAAAGCGACUAUGCAAAUUUCGCCUUCGAUUAUUACAUGAAGCAAGUGUACAAAACUGGGGACCAUGUUGUCUUGUUGCAUGUGCCUGAAUAUCAUACAGUCAUCCAGUCACCAAUGGUGAUGACAGACGUAAGUGUGGUGACCGAUCUUCUACAGGAUGAGGAGAAGCGCAUCAAGACAUUCCUCGAGACCCUUGGCAAUAAACUUAAAAGUCAUGGGAUUGGAGGCAAGGUGAAGAGUGUAGGAGGCAGUGCAGGGGAAGUCAUCUGCAAGGUGGCUAAUGAUGAAAGGGCCAACCUAAUCGUGAUUGGCUCACGUGGUAUGGGCACCAUUCGCCGCACACUGCUGGGUAGCGUGAGCGACUAUGUCAUGCAUCACGCACACGUGCCAGUUCUCAUUUGCAAACAGGACCCUCAUCACCAUGGCCACUGAUCUGGCCUCAGCAGGGCCCAGUCAUCAGGAUAAUCAACCACCACCACUGGCUUAUAUUUUGUGCUGCAGGGAGUUUGUGAGCAAUGAUGGUUGUGGCACUUCUUUUCUCCAAAAUCCAAAGUUAUUUGUUGAUUCAAACCUUUUCAAACCAGAAAAAAGUUUUUGAGUGUUAUGUGAAGGGCAUUUUGUUUUGUUUUGGGUUUUUUUGAGUGCAUGUGUACAAUGAAAGUACUCCAUUCAACAUCAGAUGGUAGGAUCAUGAUCUACAUUAUGUGGCAGAGUGUCUCUAGGCCUUUCUAUAGCAGGUGCUGAGGAAAAUUAACAGCCUUCUAGGUUCAAAAAAGAGGGCAGCCUGCCUGCCUUAGUCUUAACACUGAUCCUACCUGGGAAAUGGUAGGAAGGAAUUUAAAUAAAAAAUUUGUUCAUGUUAACAUACAGCCAUGAACAGCAAACUUGUCUAUAAGACAAAUGGACCACACACUGUUAGUGACAAACACUUGUGAGAUAGACAUAUAGAGGUUUAUUUUGAACAUAAUACAGAUUUUUAAAAUUGACCAACAAAAUUUGCUUUAGUAAAAGGCUUGCAAUUCAUCAGUAGAAAUUUGAAGCAUAGUGAGUGAAGCAAAAUAUAUUUGACCUUAGAUGUUUGGUUAGAAUCACUUUUGUGCUUGCAGCUGUAAUACAGAUCUCUUUCUGAUGCUGGGGAGGAAAGAAAAAAACCGUUUCAUAAUGAAAAAAAUAUGUUGAUUAGGGCAGGAACUAGAUGCAACACUUUAAAUCACCCCUUAGAGCUGCUGAGUGUGAUAACUUAGAUAUUGUUAAAGAGCAGAGUAAGAUGGAUUGAUAAAGGCAAUUGACAAAUAAAUGAGCUAUAGAAUAAUGGACAAAGCUAGUAAAAACAAAAAUAUUGAAGACAGUAUGAAAAAAACCUCUUAUGGUUGAUGGUACCAGAGACUGUUUAGGGGAAAGAAUUGAAGGAAAGUAGAUUUUUGUUUUAAUUGGGACAUUUGUAAGAUCCUGAGAUUGGUAUUGAAAAAUAUUCAGACUAUAACGUAUUUUCAAAGAAUACUGCCCCCAAAAGAGUAUGUAUUGGCUUGCUAAUCAGAAAGUUUUACACUGAAUGUGACCAGGACAUAACAGUGAUGCAGGGAAUGAAACAAACCCGGCCACUGCGAAGACUUGCUUCUCUUGUUGAUAUGUAAGAUCUAGUCAUAGAGUUUAGCAGCAUGGUCUUAAAAAAAUCCUUUUUUUGAGAUAUGUAUUUACUUGCUGUCCCAGCUUCUAUGGGGGGCAGGUGACAAAAAUCCAUGCAAAUAUCUCAUUGAUCGUAUCUGAUGGUUACUUUAACAUAUGAUUUUUUUAAUUCUCAUUUUUGCACAUGCAAUGGAUCCAAAUGCUUAUUGCUCAGAUUACAAUUAUUACUAUCUUGUCCAUUUCAUGUGAAUUUUUAUUUCUAAGGGUGUACUUGAGAACUUGAUUUUCAUUUUUGUAUUUUUUUUCCCUUUUGUCUGAAUGAAGAACAAUUCUUCUGUGACCUAAUUUGCAUCCUUUCUAUUGUAGCAGUAUUUGACUUGGUCACCAGCCUGCAGCAAACAGGCUUCUGUCAUGUCUGUGCAGUGGGCCAUCUUUGUUAAAAUAUCUUUUCGCUGGGAUCAAGAGAAAGAGUAAAUGUACAAGGGCAGUAACUCUGCAUUGCAAAUCUUAAUGACCAAUUUGGUUAGCAUACAAAAUGUAUGCAAAUUAUCUGGUAUUUUAAAUUUUUACAUUAUUUCUUCUGCUCUAAUUUCACAUGAAGGUUGUAUUGUGUAUUCCUUGAGAAACUGUCAUUAAAUAUUUCUUGGCCA
This is a messenger RNA of Pomacea canaliculata, 2428 nucleotides long. RefSeq names its product universal stress protein A-like protein. Bases 114 to 584 code for a protein of 156 amino acids. The record is from RefSeq and is a predicted model, not a curated record. The transcript has 4 exons. Lineage: Eukaryota; Metazoa; Mollusca; Gastropoda; Architaenioglossa; Ampullariidae.